Molecule: messenger RNA, 189 nt
Organism: Dentiscutata heterogama
Lineage: Eukaryota; Fungi; Glomeromycota; Glomeromycetes; Diversisporales; Gigasporaceae
Source: the annotation of a GenBank genome assembly
AAUGUUCAAAAAUACAUAAUGGAUGCAAUGUUCAAAAAAAUACCUAGACAAAAUUUGAAAAUUAGCGAUAAGAAAUCAAUCUAUAAUGAGAAGAUGAACACUGUUUUGACAACACGUUUAAUGGAUUUAUUAUUACAACCCAUAUAUGCAGACAGUUUGGUUGACAAAAAGGUGUUACCAUCCCAACAG